Molecule: messenger RNA, 654 nt
Organism: Cladocopium goreaui
Lineage: Eukaryota; Dinophyceae; Suessiales; Symbiodiniaceae
Source: the annotation of a GenBank genome assembly
AUGGAUCCACAGCCGCAGGAAGCAGCCCAGAUGAAGGCAGGUGGAGCUGCGGCCAAUGAGGUGCGCCGGAGGACCAGUUUCUACGAACUCUAUGCAGAUGAUACUGAUCUGAGGAUGGGUUCGGACCAAGAAGAUGAUGCGGAUGAUGGAGACGAUUUGGCAAAGAUCUAUGAUCAUUUGGAAAAGUGCGCCCGCCGCCGAAGCUCGACCAACAUCCCCAGCAUGCCCAGCGUCCUGUCCCAAGGAGCACCAGCUCCAGCCAAAGGGGAAAGCCUUCGAGGUCAAGUGUUUCCUGAAGUGCCCAAAGAAUCCAGGCUCUCAGGUCGUCGUCGAUCUUCGGAUUCGGCGGAGGAAGAACUGAUUGCCCUCGACGACUUCUUGAAGGCGGCGCCACAAGCUGCACAAGCCCAGGAGGUCCAUGGCGGUGAGGAUGGUGAGGCCAGUCAAAGCGUGGAAGAUCGAGUUGCAUUCCUGGAGUUCUUCCUCUACCCUGCAGCAGCUCCAAAGACCAAGUCUUCCCUGACGCUGCAGCAACGGGUGGACCUGCUGGAUGGCCAUCUUUGGGGCCGGGAAGCAGAUCUCUUCGAGGUGUUGGAGCUGAACCAACGCGUAAGGUUGGCGGAGCGUGCGUUGUUGGGAGUGGUGAGGGCGUGA